Messenger RNA from Osmia lignaria (orchard mason bee), 909 nucleotides. RefSeq lists its product as uncharacterized. Lineage: Eukaryota; Metazoa; Arthropoda; Insecta; Hymenoptera; Megachilidae. The record is from RefSeq and is a predicted model, not a curated record.
AAAUAUUAUACCUUUAAAAAAUGUAAAUAUAUAUUAACUUUGUAAUAAAUCACAAAAAUUUUAAACUCUGAUCUCAUUAAUGAAACACAAUUUUUUUAUGUGCUGUACAUGUAGCACUAACCAUAGGUGUUUCUUUCUUUUUCAUAUAGAGAUAAAUACAAGUGUACUUUAUAGAUUACAAUUUACUGUAGUGCUAUGCUUUAGGUGCAGUACCAGAUAAGUGAUAGAUCACAGUUAGUUUUAUCAGAUAAGCUAUAUUUCUAGAGUGAAGCGAUUGGGACCAAGUACUGAAGAUUUCAAAAUGAUUAACAUUAUUCUGUGUGCAACCUUAAUUAUUUGUGCAGAAUCUUUAUCAUUAGCUGAAACAGAUAUGCCAAAAUGCUUUCAAUAUACUUGGAUAGCACCUGCAUUUAAUAUUAAACCAGAUCAUUUUAAUUGUACAAAGCUUACAGAUUUUCCUUGUAUCGAGCCUCCAAUUAUAACAGAUAAACCACCAGAUCCGCAUGAAAUGGCAAAUAAUGAAUCAAUGUUAUGUACUCUUACAUCUUCAAAUGUGUGUGUAAAAUAUACCUAUAGGUACAACGGGGGUAUUGCUAGAACAUCAUCAUUCUGUGGCAAAGUGAUCGAAGAUGAUCUGAUACCUGUAACAUCAGGAUGUUAUCAACAACGUGUAAACAGUCAUGAUCGUGAAGUAUGUGCUUGCCAAACUAGAAGAGGAGAAGACCCUUGCAACAUGUCAAUACAAACGAAAUAUUCUAUUUACUUAAUCGUUACAGUGUUAAUACUUGUUGUUAUAUAUGAUUUAUGCUAACUAUACACAAUAUAAAACAUGUAUGUAUAUUUAUAUUGUAUUGGUUUUACUGUUUUUGCUAACGAUAACUGUUAAUAAUAAAUAAAAUUUUAAAUACA